CAUUACCUUUGUUAUUAUUGUUUCUCCCCAACACAAACAUUAUAUAGACUUAUUAAUAGUUAAUACAUACAUAUAUAACAUAAAUCACCUUUUUGAUUCUCCUUAUAAUCAUGUGUAAUCCCAAGCCAUCUUCAGCAUCCACAUUUCUCUGUCCCACAAAAACAACCAUCCUCAUCACUCCCCAUUCCAAAGUUGUCGAUCAUAGAUGGCCAACUCCUAACGAGGCUUUAGAAGAAAUCAAAGAGAUAGGAAAAAUAUCUGGACCAACAGCAAUGACAGGAUUACUCUUAUAUUCAAGAGCUAUGAUCUCCAUGGUUUUCCUUGGAUACCUUGGAGAAAUGGAGCUUGCAGGAGGCUCUCUGUCCAUAGGCUUCGCCAACAUCACAGGCUACUCUGUCAUCUCCGGCUUAGCCAUGGGCAUGGAACCCAUUUGCGGCCAAGCCUACGGCGCUAAACAAUGGAAGAUUCUCGGCUUAACGCUUCAGCGCACGGUGCUCCUCCUCCUCUCAACUUCGCUUCCAAUUUCAUUCAUGUGGAUAAACAUGAACAGGAUCCUCUUGUGGUUUGGUCAAGAUCAUGAGAUUUCUUCAAUGGCGCAAAGAUUCAUUCUUUUUUGCAUACCGGAUCUCUUCUUGCUCUCACUUCUUCAUCCAUUGAGAAUCUACCUCAGGACUCAGAGCAUUACAAUGCCCGUUACUUAUUGCUCCGCCAUCAGUGUUCUCCUCCAUCUUCCUCUCAACUUCCUCCUUGUCGUUCACCUCAACAUGGGUAUUGCAGGGGUGGCGACGGCGAUGGUCUUAACGAAUCUGAACCUCAUUCUGUUCCUUUCAGCCUUCAUCUACUUCUCCGGCGUGCAUAGAGAGUCAUGGGUGCGGCCAAGCAUGGAGAGCCUAAAAGGCUGGUCUUCGCUGCUGGCGAUGGCGAUCCCAAGCUGCGCCUCUGUUUGCCUGGAAUGGUGGUGGUACGAAUUCAUGAUUAUGCUGUGCGGCCACUUGGCUAACCCAAAAGCCACCAUCGCCUCCAUGGGAAUCCUCAUCCAAACAACAUCACUCGUAUAUGUGUUCCCAUCUUCUCUCAGCCUCGCCGUCUCCACCAGAGUUGGCAACGAGUUAGGCGCAAACCGGCCCCACAAGGCUCGCAUUUGCAUGUUGGUGUCCCUCUUCUGCGCCGCCGCCCUCGGCCUCGCCGCCAUGGUUUUCAACUCCCUCAUGAGACACCAGUGGGGAAGAUUCUUCACUAAUGACCCUCAGAUUUUAGAGCUCACUUCCAUAGUGCUACCAAUCGCUGGGCUUUGCGAACUUGGGAACUGUCCGCAGACCACUGGCUGCGGAGUUCUCAGGGGAAGCGCAAGGCCCUCGAUUGGCGCAAACAUUAACUUAGGAUCGUUUUAUUUGGUCGGUAUGCCUGUGGCUAUUUUUUUCGGAUUUGUUGCUAAAAUGGGAUUUCCCGGCUUGUGGCUUGGGUUACUUGCUGCGCAAGGCUCCUGUGUGGUUCUCAUGAUGCUUGUUCUGUAUAGAACAGAUUGGAAUGUUGAAGUGCAAAGAGCCAAAGAACUCACAACAAAAUCAGAUUCAGAGUCUAUUAAUAAUAAUAACACCAUCAACAACAACAACAACAACAAGAGUUGUUGUAGUGGUCAUGGUGAUGCUUGUCUUGAGGAGAUUGUUAUAACUAAAAUUGAUGAUGAUGGUGCUGAUGAUUUUCCAAAGAUUUGUUCACUUGAAACAGAUCCACUCCUCAGAACCACUACAAAACAUACUGUAAAUUAGUAAACUAGCUUUUUUUUUUCUUUUUUUUUUUAAUUUUAUUUGACCCACAUUUUUUCU
Molecule: messenger RNA, 1826 nt
Organism: Arachis stenosperma
Lineage: Eukaryota; Viridiplantae; Streptophyta; Magnoliopsida; Fabales; Fabaceae
Product: protein DETOXIFICATION 48-like
Exons: 3
Coding region: 111-1769 (552 amino acids)
Biological process (GO): xenobiotic detoxification by transmembrane export across the plasma membrane
Cellular component (GO): membrane
Molecular function (GO): xenobiotic transmembrane transporter activity; antiporter activity
Source: RefSeq, a predicted model, not a curated record